AUGGUUGGCAAUACUGCUGGCGCCACUACGCUAAAGACGCCUCCUCACAGCGUCAACUCUGUGCCUAAGCUUAACUCCACCCCGCUUGAAAUCGGCUCUGUCGCUAUCAGCGAACAUAUCAGUGCUGUAGGCGUUGACGUCCAAAAUGUUCGUCCAUGGAUUGCGAGCAACGUCGAGGACUAUAAUUGGCGCGUCGCAGUGGAAAGCAAUGUGCUGUCGGAUCUGGUACCGAAGCUCUCUCACCAUAACUCUCAUAAACCCGCCAAGGAGCUGGUUGCCAAGCUCUGCAGGCCACAACUUGAAGAGGCGCACGAGAGCGAACCCGCCAUUCUCAAGAGGGUGUAUGAGAUUGCGAAAAGGGACGAUAGUGUGAAGCACCACGUCCCAGAGAUAUCCUGGUUCCAUAAAUUUCAGCAUACGUCCACAGCGAAAAUCAGGAGCGCACUGGGACUUGAAGACCCUGAACUAGGCAGGCGCGUCUUCUACAUCAUCGUAUACAGAAGACUUGAGCCGAUCACGGACCUGUGGGACACGCAGUUCCUCAGCACAUGGUUGCACAUCGUCAUCUGCCAUUAUGCUCUCUGGGAGGGAGUUGUCUAUCAUCACGAUGUCAGCCCUAACAAUCUAAAGGUAUACAAAACCUUAGAUGGUCGAUGGAUUGGCGUUUAUAACGACUUCGACUUAUCAUCGACUCAAGAUAUUCCCUCGUGCCAGGAGCGCACAGGGACAGUACCUUUCAUGGCCAUUGAACUUCUUACACAGGCAGCCAUCGAAGGCCAGGUCAAGCACCUGUAUCAGCAUGACGCUGAGUCAUUCAUAUGGGUCCUGGUCUAUGUCUGUCUUUGUUAUGAACGCGGCGUGUUCAUCGGCAAGCGCUCACCGCUCAAUGCCUGGCUGAGAGCGGAUGCCGUUGAGUGUAGGAUGCGAAAGAAUGACUUCUUAACCUUCGGUCGUAAAACCGUGGAACCCACACCAUCGCAGAAAGAUAACUGGAAUGUUGCGCGAUCUUGCCUGCGUCCUAUCCGCUCGUAUUAUAUGGACUCGGACUCUGGCAUUGAGAGCUCUGGCUCUGAGCCUGACGCGCUGACAGACGCCGUCGUAUUUCAGACAUGGUUUGUAAAACAAAUACACAAGGCGAAGCCACGGUUACUGGAGCUGGAGCAGCUCCUAGAUGUCCGCUUUUAA
Messenger RNA from Suillus clintonianus, 1185 nucleotides. RefSeq lists its product as uncharacterized. The transcript has 3 exons. Lineage: Eukaryota; Fungi; Basidiomycota; Agaricomycetes; Boletales; Suillaceae. Bases 1 to 1185 code for a protein of 394 amino acids. The record is from RefSeq and is a predicted model, not a curated record.